AGACCUAUUAGUAGAUGGAUUAGCCGCUACCACCGGACGUCAUUGUGUACUUGUAUGCACCGAGCGCCAUCUUGCAUCACCUCAUGACGGAACAAUCGGAUUUGGGAAAUGAAAGUGGACUCUCCACAUAAAUCAGAAGCUAGUAGAAGACACAAUAAGGUCAAUUUGAAAGUCGCUUCCCUUCCAGGAAGAAACGGAAAGUAAACACAAGACUGAUAAUAAAUCAGGACUUUGAGCUGUCCCAGACUGCUCCAGAUAAAUAACCAUGGCAGACUUCAGCGAUCUCAUUGUGCAAAUCGGAGACUAUGGGGUUUUCCAGAAGAAACUCUUGGUGCUGUGUUCUCUGCCGUCGAUCCCCUUCACCUUUGUCCUGAUGGGGGUGCUUUUUCUAGGAAAUACACCCAAUCACUGGUGCGCCAUCUCGGAGGCUGAGCGACUCCAGGAAGAGUGCGGCUGGACGGAGUCGGAGGUGAGGGAAGUCACUAUCCCCCGUUUGGAAGUGUCCUUGAGCCGCUGCGACAGGUUCGACUUGAACCUGAGUCAGAAUACUUGCGGUGACCUGGAGCAACUACUAGCGUCCGACGGGAACUCUGUGAUACCUUGUGAUGGGGGGUGGGCUUUCGAUCAAAGCCAUUCCACGAUUGUUUCUGAGUUCUCGUUGGUGUGCGAGCGAUCCUGGCUCGCCGAUCUCAAUCAAGUCACGAUGGCAUGUGGGCUAUUCAUCGGUGCGUUCAUCACUGGCUACAUGUCCGACAGGUUUGGCAGGAAGCCUUGUUUCAUUGGCUUCAUGAUUUGCCUCGGCAUUGCGGGCGUUGGUAUCGUGCUGUCACCGUGGUACCCGCUGCUUCUGGCAUUUCGCUUCCUGCAAGGAUUUUUUGAAAAGGGGGCAUGUGCAUCGUGCUAUGUUCUAUUGUUCGAGUUCUUCAGCUCAGAAAAGAGGAAAUUUGUGUCCGUGGUGUGCCAGUCAUUCAUCUCCAUCGGCAUGUUGAUCCUGCCUGGCUUGGCUUACCUUGUGCCCUCCUGGAGGACCCUGCAACUUAUCAUGAUACUACCCUCCUUCCUCUUCAUCCCAUACUACUGGAUUAUUCCUGAAUCUCCACGCUGGCUAUUCUCUCAAAAGAGGAACUCUGAGGCCAUGAGGAUUGUGUCCGAUGUGGCCAAGUGCAACGGGAGAAGAUUGCCGCAGAACUACCAAGAGAUGAUUCCUCUGGAGAAGAAAAAACAACAUCCUGUAUCUUUUCUGGACUUGUUCAGGACACCCUUCAUCAAGAGGAUCACGCUCAUUUUAAUUUACGCCUGGUUUUCCAGCGGUAUUGUGUUCUACGGCCUGAUUUUGAGCCUAGGGAUGACGGGUGACAAUCACUUUUCGGACUUCUUCAUGUCUUCUGUGGUGGAGAUCCCCGCGGGCCUCAUUUUCUACCUACUCGUGGACAGAAUCGGCAGACGCUCCCUUCUGGCUGGGACCAAUUUAAUCGGAGCCCUCGCCUGCCUGGCUGUGCCGUUCAUUUCCCCAGAGCUUUCUUGGUUGAAAAAAGCUGUGGCCUUCAUUGGGAGGCUCGCCAUUGCUACCACACUGAUGACGCUCAAUUUUGCCAACACUGAGCUAUAUCCCACCAUUCUGAGAAAUCUGGGCACAUGCGUGUGUUCAUCGGCCUGUGACGCUGGCGUUAUUGUGGCCCCGUUGCUGCUCUACAGGUUGGCCACCUUCCGGCAGGAGCUUCCCUUUUGUCUCUAUGGGGUUAUGUUGGUAGUCACCUGCGGCUUGGUGACACUGUUGCCGGAGAUGAAGGGAGUUGCUCUUCCCGAGACCAUCGAGGACAUGGAGACUCUAAGAUGGAAACAAAACCAAUCCAAGGAGGAAAACGUCUCGAUGACAUGACAAGAAAACGGCGCCUCAAGAAUAUUUCGGCAUCUUUCUGGAUUUCAAACCCUCUUGGGAUUUUGUUUAUUACUUUGACAAAUGGAUUGCCAGGCUAUUUUGGGAAAUUUCUUGGCACUUGGGCAAAGUCCUCCCAGGAAAAUAGUCCAAAUGAGCUUCAAAACGGCGAAGCUGUUUUGCCCAUCUGACGUAACCCCUGCAUCAAAGUUUGGCCGAUGAAAACAGGCUUGUGAGGGCCCACUCAUCUGCGCUUGGCACUUAAUUUAUUGUGUUUACGAGGCCUUUCCCUCCAGUGUUCUCAGAACAAAUUAGAAGGACAUUGAUGUAUGACAUCAUCGUUACUUUCUCCUUGUGUCUAUUUUAGAAGUACCAAUAAACUGUGAGAUGAAGCCCAACAUUUUCAGCAUUUACUUUUUCCCUAAAAGCCAGACAACAAUACCAGCGAUUGUUGAGGUCUGUUUGUAUACUGUAUAUCUAAUUGAUGCAUGUUUUGUUCAAGCUUUUGUCCCACUGAACGUUUACCCAGAAAAGACUGAGGGAGGCCAACAAAAGCUGCCCCACAUACGUCGGGUCAACUGAAUGGGACGACCUGUAUGCACUAACUUCGCGAAGAUCCCCGGUAUGCGUGAGAAGUGGGUUCCCCAUUAUAUAUAUAUGAAUAAAAAAAUAAUAAUUUGAGGGCGACUGAGAAAACAUUUGACAACGUGAGAGUCACGUGAUGAAAACAAACUAUGGUGGAACAUU
This is a messenger RNA of Syngnathus typhle (broad-nosed pipefish), 2623 nucleotides long. It is a transcript of the gene slc22a3, whose product is annotated as solute carrier family 22 member 3. Gene Ontology annotation, biological process: transmembrane transport. The record is from RefSeq and is a predicted model, not a curated record. Gene Ontology annotation, cellular component: membrane. Bases 266 to 1879 code for a protein of 537 amino acids. NCBI's taxonomy places the organism in Eukaryota, Metazoa, Chordata, Actinopteri, Syngnathiformes, Syngnathidae. Gene Ontology annotation, molecular function: transmembrane transporter activity. The transcript has 11 exons.